Messenger RNA from Hypomesus transpacificus, 1930 nucleotides. RefSeq names its product forkhead box J1b (gene foxj1b). The transcript is spliced from 3 exons. Gene Ontology annotation, molecular function: DNA-binding transcription factor activity; sequence-specific DNA binding. Bases 393 to 1874 code for a protein of 493 amino acids. NCBI's taxonomy places the organism in Eukaryota, Metazoa, Chordata, Actinopteri, Osmeriformes, Osmeridae. The record is from RefSeq and is a predicted model, not a curated record. Gene Ontology annotation, biological process: regulation of DNA-templated transcription.
CUGGAAGACAGUUAAAGGACUCGUGGGCUGUCUCUCCACCUUUAUCAAGGACUAUUCCUCAACCUCCGCAUAACAUUCAAACACUGUCCUUCACACAGACGAACAUCAUUAGAAGAAUUGGGCGGAUUGGAUUAAAUUCCAUAAUAUGGAUGUUAUCUAUUUUUUCAUGUGAGCUACAUUUGGAUUCUACUUUGGGAGUCUUCCCACUCUGCACUUGUUACCGAAAGGAUAGAUGCUCCGCCUGGGUCCCCGGAGAGUAUAGGUUAGAGCGCAGGGACGGACCGACCGCUGCAACAGGUGCUCCUCAGCUCGCGAGCAUAUCGCUGAACUGAAUUCGAGGACCUCCGAUAUUAUAUUUUCUCACAUUUUGAGAGGAACCCGUUACGCACAUAAUGCCUGUUCUGCUGAGCCCGGAGAUCGCCGCCAUGUUUAAAGAGAAAUGGCUGCAGGUGCACCCGGAGGGUCAGGGUGACGAGGCCGGAUCUCAGCACCUUGACGACAGUCUCACCAGCCUCCAUUGGCUUCAAAACUUCUCAAUCCUUAGCGCAAAUCUAGAGAGUCGACCCACCAGCUCCGGCUGCCCCUCACAGCAGCACUUGCUGUACCACCAGCGCCUGUACCCCCAAGGCACCGACUCGCCGUCCAGCCCACCAGCCGGGGAUACUGCUGCCACGGGGAUGCCUCUAUGCCUCGGUAGCCCCGUUACCUCCGGUAGCAGCUCCACGGACUUGCGUGGGGCGCAUUACUCACAGACUUUACACUACCCGCAUGACCACCUCCACAUCACAGCGCAGGUCAGUCCCCCGGACGAAGUCGAUUACAAGACCAACUCGAAAGUCAAGCCGCCGUACUCCUACGCGUCUCUUAUAUGUAUGGCCAUGCAGGCCAGUAGCCAGCCCAAAGUGACCCUGUCCACUAUUUACAACUGGAUCACAGAAAACUUCUGCUACUACAGACACGCAGAGCCCAGCUGGCAGAACUCCAUCCGCCACAACCUCUCCCUCAACAAGUGCUUCAUGAAGGUUCCACGGCAGAAGGACGAGCCGGGGAAGGGGGGCUUUUGGCAGAUCGACCCUCAGUACGCCCACAUGUUCGUCAACGGCAUCUUCAAACGCAGGAGGAUGUCCACCAACCACUACAGCGGCGGCGGCAGCAGCAGCCACAGACAGAACAAAGGGCCGCAGGGCCAGGCGUACCACACUGGCUCCCAGGGCCGGAGCCAAAAUGGCUUCCUCUCAGACACAGAGGUCUACCACGGGGUUGGGGUGGGCAGCAAACGCAAACACCUCUCUCCCAAACACAACAGCAAGCUGGUGCGGAUGCCCAAGUCCCCCCUGCUAGCGACGGAGGCUAACGGGGCCGACAUCCUGAGGGGGGAUUUUGACCUGGCGUCCGUGUUCGACGACGUCCUGAGCGGGAGUUGCAGUACCUUCGAGGACCUGGACAUCAACACGGCGCUGAGCUCCCUGGGCUGUGAGCUGGACCUGAGUCUGCAGGGGAGGCACCCUGCUGGGCCGGCCAGGUGGUGUGGAGAGGGCGAGCCCCACAUCCAGGAGCAGGCCCAGAACCAGCUCUCUUAUGGCUACAUAGAACUGAACAGUGCUAUGGGAUGUACCAUGAUGGAGGACAUACAGCUCCAACAGCAGCAGCAGCAGCACCAGGAUCUGCUGUUACAGGCACAGCUCCAUCCCCUCCACCAGUUUGAGGAACCCGCACUGUUCCUAGAGCAGCAGGAGGUGGUGGAGGAGGUGCAUCCCUGGGAGAUCAAAGAGGAACUGCAGGUGAUUCCUCUGGGUCUGGAGCAGGGCUUCACCCUCUCCGAUGGCUUCUUCUCUGAGCUGCAGCCCUGGGAGAGAGGUCAGGUCUACAUGUGACCUCCGGAAUGUACCAGGCCUCCAGAAAGAUGACUACCCCUCUCUAACUAACACAA